GGAGUUCGCAGAAGCAGGCGAACUGCCCCGCGGUCAUGCUGGGCCGCAUCAUCCAGAGCGAGUUCGCUGACCCCGCGAUGACGAGCGCGGCGGAGUUCGAGCAGCUGGCGCGGGAGUGCACCGACCAGAGCGGCGACGUGAUCUCAGACAACAUGAAGCGCGGGGUGAUCAUGUCGGGCAUCGAGAAUGAGAAGCUGGCAGACCACCUGAACCUGAACGCGUCGCGCCUGGGGACGCACGAGGAGUUGGAGCAGAGGCUGAAGACGAUCUGCUCAGCACAGCGACGAUGGGCAGCAACUGACUCUGGUGGCGACGGAGCGGCCCCCAUGCAGGUCGACACGAUCGGCACGGGCAAAGGAGACCACAAAGCAAAGGGCGGCUCGAAGGACAGCCGAGAGACCCGCAACUGCCACUACUGCGGGAAGGCGGGCCACCUCGCGGCGGACAGCCGGAAGAAGAAGGCCGACGAGAAGAAGAUCAGGAAGGUUGCCGCGCUGACGGAGGGCCCCAAAGGACAGCCUUCGACGGCGACUACGGCUACAGCGCUGCAGGGCAACGGCACUGGCUCGCAGGCCAGCCUGGCCCCCGCCGUAGCUGUCUCGCGCGCGGCAGCGGUUCUGGCGCAGAGGCAGCCGCAGCAGCAGCGGAGCUUGGCUUCUACGAGCUCAACCGUCCACAUCGCGAACAUCAAUGUGGUUGGCCAUGCUGACAUCCCAACGCCCGAGGAGUACCACUGGCAGGUCGGCAUGCUCUACGACAGGACGCAGUGCGACGCGCUGCCAGUGACGGUCGGCGACACAGCGGAGCUCGACCGGGCGUUCUUCGACGCGGGCUCAGGGCUCACCACCCGCCCCCAGGAGCUCGCGGACACGACCGAGAUGCUGCCGCCCAGGAUACUACCUCUUUGUGAGUCGGCGACGGGCGACGAAGUCAGGCCCAUGGGCACGGGGAUCGUCGCGGCCGAGGGCGACGGGGUACCUCUGCAGAUCGAGUUCCAGGUGACGAACGUGAAGCGCGAAAUCGUGAGCGCGGACACCUUUACCGAGGGCGGACACAUUCCGAUUCUCGGCAAGGAUCCCUACAUCCUGCUGACGGACGGCCGCAAGAUCCGGCUGCACAGGAGCGGGAAGACGUUCUGGCUCAGAAUCCGGCGCGAGCCGUACCUCACGAGUCACUCGCCGACAAAGGAGACGCAGAACUUGGCGCAGGACCCGCAGCGCCACAGCCGACACCACCUCCACCAGCACCGCCUGCUGCUGGGGACGCCCAGGAUCAACCUGAUCAAGAGGGAGAUCAGCGUGAAUGAGUGCGACGGCGGCGUGAGGACGGAGCUUUGCUACGAGUCUCUGGAGAGGCAGCAGCGGCGCUUGGCUGACGCCAGCCGCCUGAUCCCGCUCGUCUGCAUCGACUACCUGCUCCUGGGGGACGUCGAGGGCAACCCGUUCACAGUGCUGAACAUUCUGGAGUACCAGUCGGGAGCGAUCGAGAGCGCGCAGCGCCAGUCCGAGCCGCGCAGCUGGCUCGAGACGGGGACCGUUCCCCACAGCGGGCCCAGGCGAGACCCCAAGAGCAAGGGAGCUAUCGAGAACGCCAACAAGAUGGUCGAGGGCAUGUUCCGCACUUUGCGGGCAUCGAUCGAGUCUCAGUACAGCACCAAGCUCACGCUGAACCAUUGGAUCAUGGGCUGGAUGAUUCGACGGUCGGACUGGAUCCUGUCGCGGUACCCAGUCAAGGAGGCUGAGAUCCGAUGGGGCAAAGCCUUCUGGGUCGGGAAGGACAACCGCACGGACAAGCACCUUGGGCGACCAUUGAUCGAGUGGGACCUGCACCCGGCUGUGGCGGCUGCCACGGACUCGGCCAUCCACGCACUGAAGCUUGCCGAGAGCGCAUCGAGGGCCUGA
Prorocentrum cordatum is the source of this 1901-nucleotide messenger RNA. The record is from the annotation of a GenBank genome assembly. Lineage: Eukaryota; Dinophyceae; Prorocentrales; Prorocentraceae.